Molecule: messenger RNA, 1306 nt
Organism: Glycine soja
Lineage: Eukaryota; Viridiplantae; Streptophyta; Magnoliopsida; Fabales; Fabaceae
Product: multicystatin-like
Exons: 5
Coding region: 207-1073 (288 amino acids)
Molecular function (GO): cysteine-type endopeptidase inhibitor activity
Source: RefSeq, a predicted model, not a curated record
AUGAUUCUGACUUCCUUGUUUCUUCUAUCUAUUACCUCACAACGAAUCCAUAAUGGAGACAUAAUAUCGCAGUUCACACUUCACAUCCAAACACGAGCAUAAAUGAUGGGUGAGUUGUGUCCACGAAAUGAGAUAAGAUGAACCUUGAUAUUUCCCCUAUAUAUAAAAAGCCUUAGAAUAGAGUAUAGAAGAUAAAGAAAAGAGAAAUGGCAACAGAAACAAAAGUGGCAGUAUUAGGUGGCAUCACCGAAGUGCAGGGAGCUGCCAACAGCGUCGAGAUCAACAAUCUCGCUCGCUUUGCUGUAGAGGAACAAAACAAAAGAGAGAAUUCAGUUCUGGAGUUUGUGAGGGUGAUUAGUGCAAAGCAGCAAGUGGUUGCUGGAGUGAAUUACUACAUAACAUUGGAAGCAAAAGAUGGUGAGAUUAAAAAUGAGUAUAAAGCGAAGGUUUGGGAGAGGGAAUCCCAAGAGUUGCUAGAAUUCAAGCCAACAUUAGGUGCAGGAGGCAUCAUCGAUGUGCCUGGAGCUGCCAACAGCAUCGAGAUCGACCAUCUCGCUCGCUUUGCUGUAGAGGAACAAAACAAAAGAGAGAAUUCGGUUCUGGAGUUGGUGAGGGUGAUUAGUGCAAAGAAACAAGUGGUUGCUGGAAUGAAUUACUACAUAACAUUGGAAGCAAAAGAUGGUGUGAUUAAAAAGGAGUAUGAAGCGAAGAUUUGGGUGAGGGGAUGGUUGAACUCCAAAGAGUUGCUAGAAUUCAAGCCAGUCAAUGUUUCUAGCACACAAAUGGGUGGCAUUACCGAUGUGACUGCGAAUAGCCUCGAGAUCGACAUUCUCGCUCGUUUUGCUGUUGAUCAACACAACAAAAAAGAGAAUGCAAAUCUGGAGUUUGUGGGGGUGAUUAGGGCAAAGCAGCAGGUGGUGGAAGGGUUCAUAUACUACAUCACUUUGGAAGCAAAAGAUGGUGAAACCAAAAAUGUGUAUGAAACGAAGGUGUGGGUGAGAUCAUGGUUGAACUCCAAGGAGGUCCUCGAAUUCAAGCCCAUCAGUAUUAAUCCUCUUUCGGUGUCGGUCUAGUCUUUAUAAGGUUACAGAAAUAAAUGGUCGCAAGCUGAAAGUUGUACUAAUAUUUAUUUUUUAUAAAAAAAUCGAAGGUAGUAUUAAAUAUGUUAUAUGUAUGUAUUGUGCGGAAUAAAUGCAGCCACGUACUAUAUAUAAUGGUACAUACGGUGUAGGGCUGUACAAGUUGGGCAUCCUAUUUCAAUAUUAACGACCACUAAUAAAUAUUACCAUUGGAGUUAUUACGUAUU